Messenger RNA from Emys orbicularis (European pond turtle), 1970 nucleotides. RefSeq names its product AVL9 cell migration associated (gene AVL9). The coding region runs from base 30 to 1970 and encodes 646 amino acids. Lineage: Eukaryota; Metazoa; Chordata; Testudines; Emydidae. The transcript has 16 exons. The record is from RefSeq and is a predicted model, not a curated record. Gene Ontology annotation, cellular component: cytoplasm.
AUCCUCCUGAGAGGCCGCCGCGGGGCUCCAUGGAGACGCAGGGGAAGCCCCCGCCGCCCAGCAGCCAGCGCGGGCCGGUGCUGCACAUCGUGGUGGUCGGGUUCCACCACAAGAAGGGCUGCCAGGUUGAAUUCUCCUAUCCUCCCCUCAUCCCAGGAGAAGGACAUGACAGCCACAGUUUACCAGAAGAAUGGAAAUACUUGCCUUUCCUUGCCUUGCCAGAUGGAGCUCACAACUAUCAAGAAGAUACUGUGUUUUUCCACUUGCCCCCAAGAUGUGGAGAUCGAACCACAAUAUAUGGUGUCUCUUGCUAUAGGCAGAUUGAAGCCAAGGCACUGAAAGUGCGGCAAGCAGAUGUCACCCGAGAAACGGUACAGAAAAGUGUCUGUGUUCUAAGUCAGCUGCCUUUGUAUGGAUUACUUCAAGCAAAGCUACAGCUCAUUACUCAUGCCUAUUUUGAAGAAAAAGACUUCUCACAAAUUUCAAUACUUAAGGAACUUUAUGAACAUAUGAAUAGCUCUUUGGGAGGAACUACACUGGAGGGGUCACAAGUUUAUCUUGGUCUGUCUCCCCGAGAUCUUGUCCUUCAGUUUAGACACAAGAUCUUAAUUCUUUUUAAAUUGAUUCUUCUAGAGAAAAAGGUGUUGUUUUAUAUUUCUCCAGUAAAUAGACUGGUGGGAGCACUGAUGACUGUCUUGUCUCUCUUUCCUGGUAUGAUUGAACAUGGUCUUACUGACAGUUCACAGUACAGACCAAGAAAGAGUGUAUCAGAGGAUACUGGCCUGCGGGAAGUUACUCCCCCUUUAGAUGAUUAUGUUUCUGUGUCUGUUGCUGACAUUUCAAAUACAAACUCAGGAGUGGGUGAGGAAGGCAGGAAGCUAUCAGGAAACCAUGUGUGGGAGGCUCAGAAAACAGAUGUGCCUUUAUCCCAUUCUGAAAAGAAUUGCAAUGGAUCACAGUCCUCCAAUGGCACUGGACAACAUUUGAAACCUCCUUCACGCACUUCUCCAGAGUCUUCUGAAAGCGACUGGGAGACCUUGGAUCCUAGUAUUUUGGAGGAUACCAACUUGAAAGAAGGAGAACAUGAAAAUAUGACAUCAGAACAGACUGAAAUCCUUUCAAAGGAAUGCCCAACGUCAGAAAGCCCUCCAAUUACUGUGCAACCUCAGGCUAAAACAGGACAUGUGGUUCUUGUUCCAGGACUGAUAUCAGGGUUGGAGGAGGACCAGUAUGGCAUGCCAUUGGCUAUUUUUACUAAGGGUUACCUUUGCUUGCCAUACAUGGCACUGCAACAGCAUCACCUCCUCUCUGAUGUAACAGUCCGUGGCUUUGUUGCGGGAGCCACCAACAUCCUGUUCCGUCAGCAGAAGCAUCUAAGUGAUGCAAUUGUGGAAAUAGAGGAAGCCCUUGUCCAAAUCCAUGAUCCAGAACUCAGGAAGAUCCUGAACCUCACAACUGCUGACCUGAGAUUUGCAGACUACUUGGUGAAGCAUGUAACUGAGAACAGGGAUGAUGUUUUCCUCGAUGGCACUGGCUGGGAGGGAGGAGACGAGUGGAUCAGGGCUCAGUUUGGUGCCUAUCUUCAUGCAUUGCUUGCUGCUGUGCUGCAGCCAGACAAUGAAAAGAUAUUGUCAGACUUCGGAACAGCCUUUGUAGCAACUUGGAAAAAUACACACAACUACAGAGUGUGGAACAGCAACAAGCAUCCUGCUCUUGCAGAAGUAAAUUCUAGCCACCCAUUCCAGGGCCAAUACUCUGUAUCAGAUGUAAAGUUAAGAUUAUCACACUCUGUCCAGAACAGUGAACGUGGCAAGAAAAUUGGAACUGCUAUGGUCAAUACCAGCCGGAAUGUUGUGCAAACAGGAAAAGCUGUAGGUCAGUCAGUAGGAGGGGCCUUCACAAAUGCAAAAUCAGCCAUGUCUUCAUGGCUUUCCACUUUUACCCAGUCAACACAAGGCCUCGGGGACUAA